AUGGCGACUGUUACGACGACGACAACAACCACCACCAUCACCGCGAGCCAGGCGACGAAGCUGGUCUGCUUCUCCUUCGCAGCUUACGCCAGGACCCUAAUCGACCACCUCAAGUCAGCUGGCGUCCCGGUCCUCGAGGGCCUCACCGACCCCGAGUUCACCUCUCUCGAGUCCAUCCUCUUCCUCUCCUUCCCGCCGGACCUCCGCUCGAUCCUCCAGGAGGGCGUCCCCGUCGGCCCGGGCUUCCCAGAUUGGCGGUCCACCUCGCCCCAGCAGCUCCAGAUCCUCUCCAACCUCCCCCGCCUCACCCUUCUCAAACUGGUCUCCAAGAACGACUUCUGGUGCCCCUCCUGGGGGGAGAGGCCCGAAACGGCUGCUACGGCCGUGGCAGCAGCAGAGCGGCUGGUGGAGAAGGCCCCCCCGCUCGUUCCCGUCUAUCGGUAUUGUUAUGUCGCCUCAAGGCCGAGCGUGGCAGGGAAUCCUAUUUUUUACAUUAAUGGCGGGGACAUUCGAGUCCUGAGCUUUGACCUGGCCGGGUUUUUCCGGGACAUGGAGUUUACGCAGAAGGGGGCCGUGCGGACUCGGGCGGGCCCAAAGAUCGACUCGCCCGCUUGGGCUGCCACAGCCCCGAGAAAGAUUGAGUUCUGGAGCGAGGCGGUCGAGGCAGCGCGCUUGGCCAUGCGCGGCUGGUGGGGCGGAGGCGGGAAGCUUGGGCCGCUCCUGGACGAGGUGUUCUGGAGGCUGAGGGAUGGAGGGUGGCGAUUGGAGGAGGUGAAGGAGAUGAUGAUAAUGGACGGCCGUGAUGGGGGGAAGAAGGCCAGUGGGCCCCGCAGUGUGGUGAGGGACAUGGACGGCGUGGUUCGGCAUGUGAAGGCGCUGUCGAGGGAGCUGUUGCGUGCGGGAUGGAGCAGGGAAGAUGUGGUGGACUCGCUCGGGAUCCUGCCCCCCGAUGAGAACAUUAACAAUCAGGGCAAUCGCCCCACUAAUAAAGAGGACUCAUGCCUCAACUAUCAGCAACCAAAGGACAGUGAUGCCGAUGGGGAUGGUGACGGUGCACAUAAAGCUAAUGACGGUGGUGAUGGCAAUGGUCGCCGAUGGACCGAUGGAAAUGCCAAGGAACUAAAUCAUAUGCAAUCGCUCCAAGUUUUGUUGCCCAAGGCCCGGCCACCACGUCACCACGGCAAUAGAUCGUUAGCUUGA
Molecule: messenger RNA, 1200 nt
Organism: Punica granatum (pomegranate)
Lineage: Eukaryota; Viridiplantae; Streptophyta; Magnoliopsida; Myrtales; Lythraceae
Source: RefSeq, a predicted model, not a curated record